This is a messenger RNA of Patiria miniata (bat star), 1109 nucleotides long. RefSeq lists its product as uncharacterized. The record is from RefSeq and is a predicted model, not a curated record. The transcript has 6 exons. The coding region runs from base 174 to 1109 and encodes 311 amino acids. NCBI's taxonomy places the organism in Eukaryota, Metazoa, Echinodermata, Asteroidea, Valvatida, Asterinidae.
UCGCAGUCAAUAAUUUAUUGGCAGGGCCGGUGCUCUUUAACUUGAAGAAAUGUCUUAAAUUCUCUCAUGAAAAAUUUCUGUAAGAAGUCUUUUUUCGUUAUAUUAAUAGUAAAAUUAAAGUAAGGGAAAAAAAAAGAUAUUCUUGUUACUCUGUGUAGGGAGAGACAGUUAAGAUGGGUUCUUUGCUAAACCGAGAAAAUAAAAAAGGAAAGAAGAAGAACACCAGCCCCAAGCGCAAAACUCCUCCCAAGACCAACACUAAGCCACUUGAUAACAGCAAGAAACCUCCCAAGCGGCCCUCCUCUCUAGAUAAUGCUGUAUCACCAGAGAAUAAGGAAGAGACUAAGGAAGCACUCAACCUCCCUGAGACAAAAACUGGCUCUGGGUCGCCCUUCAAGAACUUCACUCUAAGGAACUUGAAGAUUGGAUCCAUCCUGGCAUUUGCACGUAAGCUUGGACUGGAGGAGACAUCAGACGCCUUGCUGACCAUUGUUAAGACCAUUGUUAAACUGGUGAGUGAUAAACCUUGCGUCCUACCUGAGUCUUUGACGACUGAUUCCUUAAGGAUUGAACUCCAACAGCGUGGUCUCAGCUCACAGGGAGAUAGGAAGACGUUGAUACAGCGAUACAAACAACCCGAGGAUCGUUGUCCCUUACUUCAAAUCUCCCUGCCCAAGAAUGUGUACUGUAAGAUAGACGAGACCUGCCUGGGCGUGGAGUGCUGUAUGAACGUCAAACUCUUCAUGGUAUCUUUGGCCUUCAAGGCGUUCAUGCGCUUUGACCCUUGCGAGUUCCAGUUUGUACUCGGCGUCAACACGUGGAACUACACCAUUGAGAUCCUGGAUGCUGAAUUUGGUAAAGAAUGGGAAGUGCCCGUGCCCUUUGACAUCCCAUUUGUUGACGACGUGGAAAUGCAUCUGAGGUAUGGCAUUGAGAAGAGCAAAACUCAACUACUUGUCAGUAUGGCUGUCGGUUUCUGCCCCAAAACGGGAGAUGCUGAGUGCUUGGCAUUCAUCGAUGUACUGAAGGACACUGCCGUACCCUUACCCAUUUGUCAUCCCAAUGGGACCUUUACAUGGCCAAACAGUAAGCCUAGCUGUGCAAUCUGA